AUGGAGUCCGCUACAGCUGUUUGUGCUGAUUGCGAUGCAAAAAAUCCCCAAUGGGCUUCCAUAAAUCGUGGAGUUUUUAUAUGCGAUGAAUGCAAUUCAAUACAUAGGCAACUCGGACGGCAUGUCAGUCAUGUGCGAUCCCAUUUAUACAAAUCUUUAUGGCGGCCUUCUCAACUAUUUAUGGUACAAUACUUGGCUCUUGCUGGUGCCAACAGGUUUUGGGAACACGUUUUAUUGGAGCCACUUUUAACUAAGAGGAAUGAGAAACCUCAACCCGACUCCCCUUUGCACCCAGUAAAAGCGGAUUUUAUUCGGAAAAAAUACUUAUUUCAUGGGUUCUUUAAACUUCCCAGCGUCAUUCAUCCUGAUGAUCUUAAUCAACAGUUGCAUGCCAGUGUUCGCACUGCUGUUCUGGAAACCAGUCUGUACCUCCUAGCUCUAGGGGCAAAUCCAAACUAUAUUCACCCCAUGAAAGGAACAUCCCCAGUUCAUGUGGCUUGUCAGUAUGAACAAAUCGGUCAGCUGGAGUUGCUUAUUGCCUAUGGUGGAGAUGUCUGUUUACGCUCGGACAUGGGCAUAACCCCACUUGAGGUAGGCUACUAUUUUCCAUUUGCAGCUUUUCUGCGGUAG
Messenger RNA from Hydatigera taeniaeformis, 630 nucleotides. NCBI's taxonomy places the organism in Eukaryota, Metazoa, Platyhelminthes, Cestoda, Cyclophyllidea, Taeniidae. The record is from the annotation of a GenBank genome assembly.